Messenger RNA from Panicum virgatum (switchgrass), 1388 nucleotides. RefSeq names its product anthocyanidin reductase ((2S)-flavan-3-ol-forming)-like. The record is from RefSeq and is a predicted model, not a curated record. Bases 152 to 1180 code for a protein of 342 amino acids. The transcript is spliced from 5 exons. NCBI's taxonomy places the organism in Eukaryota, Viridiplantae, Streptophyta, Magnoliopsida, Poales, Poaceae. Gene Ontology annotation, molecular function: oxidoreductase activity, acting on the CH-OH group of donors, NAD or NADP as acceptor.
AGACCCUGGAUGCCAAAUUGCCAAUGCCACUCUUGGCAAAACCUUUCCCAAACCAGUCCUAGCAAACUAAUUUCAUCGUUCAUCAUCAGGCUUGUGGCAGUCACCAGCAACAUCCACGACUCAACGAGGUGCGGUGCUGAACGGCAGCGAGAUGGCGGCGGCGGGCGACAAGAAGAAGAAGACGGCGUGCGUGACCGGAGGGAACGGCUACAUCGCCUCGGCGCUCAUCAAGAUGCUGCUGGAGCAGGGAUACGCCGUGAAGACGACGGUCAGGAACCCCGAUGACAUGGAGAAGAACUCCCACUUCAAGGGCUUGCGGGAGCUUGGGCCCCUGACGGUCCUCCGAGCCGAUCUCGACGAGGAAGGCAGCUUUGACGACGCCGUCGCCGGCUGCGAUUACGCCUUCCUCGUCGCAGCUCCGGUGAACAUGGCGGCAGAGGAUCCAGAGAAGGAGCAGAUCGAGCCGUCGGUCCGAGGAACGCUGAACGUGAUGAGGUCCUGCGCGAAGUCCGGCACGGUGAGGCGCGUGAUCCUGACCUCGUCGGCGGCGGGAGUCUACAUCCGGCCGGAGCUACGGGGCGACGGGCACGUCCUGGACGAGGGCUCCUGGUCCGACGUCGAGUACCUCACCGCCAACAAGCCACCAACCUGGGGUUACUGCGUCUCGAAGGUGCUUCUGGAGAAGGAGGCGAGCAGGUUCGCGGCGGAGCACGGCAUCAGCCUCGUCACCGUCUGCCCCGUGCUCACCGUGGGCGCGGCGCCGGCCACCAGGGUCCGCACGAGCGUCAUCGACAGCCUCUCUUUGCUGUCAGGCGACGAGGCAGGGCUCGCCGUGCUCAAAGGCAUCGAGAAGACCUCGGGCUCGGUGCAGCUGGUCCACGUCGACGACCUCUGCCGCGCCGAGCUGUUCGUCGCCGAGGAGGACGCGGCGGCGGGGAGGUACAUCUGCUGCGCGGUCAACACGACCGUCGUCGAGCUCGCGCGCUUCCUGGCACGCACGUACCCGCAGUACAGCGUGAAGACGAAUUUCACCGACGACGAUCAGCUCCUCGAGAAGCCGAGAGUGAGGCUGUCGUCUGCGAAGCUGGUGAGGGAAGGGUUUGUGUUCAAGCACAACACCAUGGAUGAGAUCUAUGAUGGCGUCGUCGAGUACGGCAAGGCACUGGGAAUUCUUCCAUAGUAACAUGACGAUGCUCCAAGAUAUUCUGCUCUCAAUUAUUGGUUCUAAACUUGUAAUUCUAUAAUCUGUAUCCAGCGUACUACUGAAGUCCACGCUUACGCUCCUAGCUAGUGAAGAAUGUUAUAUUGUGAAUGUUUGCAAUGACUUUAUUCAGAGCUCAUUUCCUACAACUAAAAAAAAAGACUACCGACGAUUUUUGUUUUUUCAA